AUGAUCGCAUACAACCAAAAAGACUGCGUAAUUGUCUUCUCAGUCCUUCACCUUUGCAAGUUGAUGGUCAAUCUUCACAGUUCCAAUCAAAAGCUGAAGCCAAUUGUCCUCUCCAGAAUCGGCAAAAAUAGUCUUGGCAUCGAACUCGUGAUCAUCCGGAAACACAAGUCGAUAGUAUUGGAACUGCUUGAUAGCCGGCCCUCCCUUUGGUUGCUUCUUCUUGAGCUUGUCAUAACUAUGAUCCAAUGCACCCGCAAGUCCCUUGGCAGCGUUCGUUGUCGAUGCUUCAAAUGCAUCUCGAUGGAACCGCUGAUUGUAAUCCCAGGCGGGGAGUUUGACCAAUAUCUCAUUGCUGCUCGUAAUACGCGCCGAAUACCAAAAGGUCGUCAGAUCGUCCAAAAUCCAGCGGAGAUCCAAUAG
Seminavis robusta is the source of this 420-nucleotide messenger RNA. NCBI's taxonomy places the organism in Eukaryota, Bacillariophyta, Bacillariophyceae, Naviculales, Naviculaceae. The record is from the annotation of a GenBank genome assembly.